UAUACGAAUAUACGAGCACGCAAGCAGCUCCGCCGAGCGACACAGCCACGAAAACGAAGCCAAGAACUUGUAACAUCGCUGCGCCGAAGCGAGCUCAGUUGAGACUAAACUGUGACCAAGUGCAGCCGCGUCGCGCACCCUAGACACACACACACUGUUACGCCAAGACAAACAAGUUGUAGCUUUCGUCGAGCAGUCAUUUGCGAUUGCAAAUCGUCAACAAUAGUUUGGUGCUUCGUGCCCUUGCGCCUUGUUUUACACUAAAGCUUCUAGAUUUUACGAGAAUGGCUGGCGGCAAAGCAGGAAAAGACUCGGGAAAAGCCAAAGCGAAGGCGGUCUCUCGCUCGGCCCGAGCUGGACUCCAAUUUCCAGUUGGAAGAAUUCAUAGGCAUUUAAAAAAUAGAACAACAAGUCAUGGACGAGUUGGAGCCACAGCUGCUGUCUACAGUGCUGCAAUUUUGGAAUAUUUAACCGCUGAAGUUCUUGAAUUGGCGGGUAAUGCAUCAAAAGAUUUAAAAGUCAAACGUAUCACUCCCAGACAUUUGCAAUUAGCUAUUAGAGGAGAUGAAGAACUUGACAGUCUGAUCAAAGCAACCAUUGCUGGUGGUGGUGUCAUUCCACACAUCCAUAAAUCACUUAUUGGCAAGAAGGGUUCUCAAAAACCUGCAUAAGAUUGAUUAUGGUGAAUUAAUAAAAUUUAAGUAAUAAUUUGUCUAAUAUCAGUAAGCAAAUAAUAUUAAAAAUGUUGUAAUGCAGUUAAAAUGUAUUUGGUGAAUAGAGGGAAAUCAGAGAGGUAAAAACAAAAGUAAAUAAGCAGUGGUUGUUGAUGAAUGUACCUAAGUUGCGAAGCAUAAAAGAGUUAGGAGUGAUAAUAUGCAUUAAUUGAUGUAUAGAAUUAUAAAGUAAAUGGACGAUUUACACAAAGUAAUGUCGUUGAAAAAAAAAAGUAUAUAAUCUAGCUAAAUAAGCUUUUUCACAAUUUUCGAGGUUUGCUUUCAUGUCAGACAAUCUUCAAGUCGAUACGUUUUAGCAUCGUCCUAAGAAUGCCUUGCUAUCAAUGAUAACCUUGUAAUGUCGAAAAAUGCAGCCUCCACAUUUCCACUAUUCAGACUUCAGAAUAAUUUCACUAUUAUUUCCGAUAUUUAUGUAUUGACGAAAACAAUAAAUAUAUGAGUUUUUAAAGCAUCAAAGCUAUCAUUUUGUAAUGCCAAAAAUCUAUGCUAAGUAGAAACUAAUUUUGAGAAUUGUGGACUGUCAUUUCAAACGUUCUGACAAUUAACUUUGUACACUAAGACUAAAUAAAUAUCUCAAACACUGCUACAAAAGUAAA
Messenger RNA from Trichogramma pretiosum, 1330 nucleotides. RefSeq names its product histone H2A.V (gene His2Av). NCBI's taxonomy places the organism in Eukaryota, Metazoa, Arthropoda, Insecta, Hymenoptera, Trichogrammatidae. Gene Ontology annotation, molecular function: protein heterodimerization activity; structural constituent of chromatin; DNA binding. Gene Ontology annotation, cellular component: nucleosome. The coding region runs from base 285 to 671 and encodes 128 amino acids. The transcript is spliced from 5 exons. The record is from RefSeq and is a predicted model, not a curated record.